Molecule: messenger RNA, 3603 nt
Organism: Sorex araneus (European shrew)
Lineage: Eukaryota; Metazoa; Chordata; Mammalia; Eulipotyphla; Soricidae
Gene: GRM6
Product: glutamate metabotropic receptor 6
Exons: 10
Coding region: 1-2646 (881 amino acids)
Biological process (GO): G protein-coupled glutamate receptor signaling pathway; regulation of synaptic transmission, glutamatergic
Cellular component (GO): membrane
Molecular function (GO): adenylate cyclase inhibiting G protein-coupled glutamate receptor activity
Source: RefSeq, a predicted model, not a curated record
AUGGCGCAGUUCCGAGGCCGGCCGCUGGGGGCGCUGCUUGGGGCGCUGUGCGCGCUGGCGCUGGCGCGGGCGGCGGGCGCGGCGGCGGCGCGCGCGGCGGGCUCGGUGCGCCUGGCGGGCGGCCUGACGCUGGGGGGCCUGUUCCCGGUGCACGCGCGGGGCGCGGCGGGCCGGGCGUGCGGGCCGCUCAAGAAGGAGCAGGGCGUGCACCGGCUCGAGGCCAUGCUGUACGCGCUGGACCGCAUCAACGCCGACCCGCGCCUGCUGCCCGGCGUGCGCCUGGGCGCGCGCCUGCUGGACACGUGCUCGCGGGACACGUACGCGCUGGAGCAGGCGCUGAGCUUCGUGCAGGCGCUGAUCCGCGGCCGCGGCGACGGCCCCGAGGCGGCCGUGCGCUGCCCCGACGGCGCGCCCCCGCUGCGCGCCGCGCCCCCCGAGCGCGUGGUGGCCGUGGUGGGCGCCUCCGCCAGCUCCGUGUCCAUCAUGGUGGCGAACGUGCUGCGCCUGUUUGCGAUCCCCCAGAUCAGCUACGCCUCCACGGCCCCCGAGCUCAGCGACUCCACCCGCUACGACUUCUUCUCCCGCGUGGUUCCGCCCGACUCCUACCAAGCCCAGGCCAUGGUGGACAUUGUCCGGGCAUUAGGCUGGAACUACGUGUCCACGCUGGCCUCGGAGGGCAAUUACGGCGAGAGCGGAGUGGAGGCUUUUGUGCAGAUAUCCCGGGAGGCUGGGGGAGUGUGCAUCGCUCAGUCCAUCAAGAUUCCACGGGAACCCAAGCCCGGAGAGUUCGACAAGGUCAUCAGGAGGCUCCUGGAGACGCCCAACGCCCGCGCCAUCAUCAUCUUUGCCAACGAGGAUGACAUCAGGAGGGUUCUGGAAGCUGCUCGCCAAGCCAACCUGACUAACCACUUCCUGUGGGUGGGCUCGGACAGCUGGGGAGCCAAGACCGCCCCCAUCCUGCACCUGGAGGACGUGGCCCAGGGGGCCAUCACCGUCUUGCCCAAAAGGGCCUCCAUUGAUGGAUUUGACCAUUACUUUACGACCCGUUCCCUGGAGAACAAUCGGCGGAAUAUCUGGUUUGCUGAAUUCUGGGAAGAAAAUUUUAACUGCAAACUCACCGGCUCACAUACCCAGCCAGAUGAUCCCACCCGCAAGUGUACAGGUGAGGAACGCAUUGGCCGGGACUCCAGCUAUGAGCAGGAAGGGAAGGUGCAGUUCGUCAUCGACGCCGUGUACGCCAUCGCCCACGCGCUGCACAACAUGCACCAGGUGCUGUGUCCCGGCCUCGCGGGCCUGUGUCCGGCCAUGGAGCCCACGGACGGGCGGACGCUGCUGCAGUAUAUCCGUGCCGUCCGCUUCAACGGCAGCGCGGGGACUCCCGUGAUGUUCAAUGAAAACGGAGACGCCCCAGGGCGCUAUGACAUCUUCCAGUACCAGGCCGCCAACGGGAGCGCGGGCAGCGGCGGGUACCAGGCCGUGGGCCAGUGGGCAGAGGUGCUGCGGCUGGAUGUGGAGGCGCUGCAGUGGUCCGGGCAGCGCCAGGCGGUGCCCGCGUCUCUCUGCAGCCUCCCGUGCCCGGCGGGCGCCCGCAAGAAGAUGGUGAAGGGCGUGCCCUGCUGCUGGCACUGUGAGGCGUGCGACGGCUACCUCUACCAGCUGGACGAGUUCACGUGCCAGGCGUGCCCGGGCCACCUGCGGCCCAGCGCCAACCACACGGGCUGCCGGCCCACGCCCGUGGUGCGCCUGAGCUGGGCCUCGCCCUGGGCGGCGCUGCCCCUGCUCCUGGCCGUGCUGGGCAUCCUGGCCACCACGGCCGUGCUGGCCACCUUCGUGCGCCACCACGAGACGCCCAUCGUGCGGGCGUCGGGCCGCGAGCUGAGCUACGUGCUCCUGGCCGGCAUCUUCCUGGUCUACGCGCUGACCUUCCUGAUGGUGGCCGAGCCGGGCGUGGCCGUGUGCGCCGCGCGCCGCGUGCUGCUGGGCCUAGGCACGGCGCUCAGCUACUCGGCGCUGCUCACCAAGACCAACCGCAUCUACCGCAUCUUCGAGCGCGGCAAGCGCUCCGUCACGCCGCCGCCCUUCAUCAGCCCCACCUCGCAGCUCGUCAUCACCUUCAGCCUCACAGCCGUGCAGGUGGUGGGUGUGAUGGCCUGGAUGGGGGCCCAGCCCCCCAAAAGCAUCAUCGACUACGAGGAGCAGCGGACGGUUGACCCGGAGCAGGCCCGUGGGGUGCUCAAGUGCGACAUGUCGGACGUGUCUCUCGUGGGCUGCCUGGCCUACAGCCUGCUGCUCAUGGUGACCUGCACCGUGUACGCCAUCAAGGCGCGGGGCGUCCCCGAGACCUUCAACGAGGCCAAGCCCAUCGGCUUCACCAUGUACACCACCUGCAUCAUUUGGCUGGCCUUCGUUCCCAUCUUCUUCGGCACUGCCCAGUCGGCCGAGAAGAUCUACAUCCAGACCACCACGCUGACGGUGUCCCUGAGCCUGAGUGCCUCGGUGUCCCUCGGCAUGCUCUACAUCCCCAAGGCCUACACCAUCCUCUUCCACCCCGAGCUGAACGUGCAGAAGCGGAAGCGGAGCCUCAAGACAACCCCGACGGUGACAGUGGCUCCGCCCAAGGGCCAGCAGGCCGAGGACCCCCAGUAGCGAGUGGGGGUGGCUGGGGGACAGCGCCCACCGGGAGGACAGGGCCCUUUUCUUGCCUCCUCUUGCCUCACUUCCUUGGGUUGUGGAGUAUCCAGCUCUUCAGGGAGAGGGGUCAGGGGUCCGCAGAGGGAAGGGCGGCCGGGCAGAGCUCGUGCCAGGCGCUAUACUGGACCCCAGCCUGUUUGUGCACCGUGUCGCCCUUCCUGCCUGCACUCGAGGUCUCUGCACACACAAAGGGAACAAGAGGACCCCACCCAAGAGAGGGACUGAAUAUCCUCUCAUGUAGAGGUCAUCAUAAAGGCAUGGACUGGCCCAGUCGGAUAGUCAAAAGUCCCCCUGGUAGCACACAGAAGCUAUGCUUGGCUAUGAGCUCACGAGCGCCCCCUGAUGGUGCUGGGGAGGUUUCCUGGCUCUGGCUCAGGAAUGCCCCCUGGUGGUGAUAAUGGGGUACUCCUGGCUCUGAGUUUAGGAGCGCCCCCUAGUGGUGAUUAGGGGAUCUAGUUCUGGUUCUGUGCUCAGAGCUCUCUGUACGACCCAAUUAAUCUAUGUGAACUUCAUGAGGAAUGCCUUCCCCCAAUUUGUGGACAUAGUAAAGUAUGUCAUGUGGGUUCGUCUAUGUUGUAUACAAAGUGCACUCUCUUUGUCAUUGCUCUCCAUGCCGCUGCUAUCAAAUAGUUUUCCCUUGGUACGAACAUUCUUUUCCAGUGAAGGGGGUUCUCGAGGGAGAACUUUCUACAUUACAACCACAGUAUUUCUCUCCGUUUUGAGUUCUCUCAGAGUCUCACUAUAUUUUGCUAUAAACUUUUAAUUACUUAUCUGUAAGGGUAAUACCCAUGUCCUACAUACUGAAAUUUCUAAUAAGGGCUUUUAAAAAUGUUUGAUAUAUUUGUAUUUUUCGCUGCUGGGAAUUUGGGAACAGAUUCAUUAAUCAUAGCUUUGUCACAUGCAUUACAUUGU